This is a messenger RNA of Diospyros lotus (date-plum), 2630 nucleotides long. RefSeq lists its product as uncharacterized. NCBI's taxonomy places the organism in Eukaryota, Viridiplantae, Streptophyta, Magnoliopsida, Ericales, Ebenaceae. Gene Ontology annotation, biological process: lipid metabolic process. The transcript has 9 exons. The coding region runs from base 273 to 2363 and encodes 696 amino acids. The record is from RefSeq and is a predicted model, not a curated record.
UCAGUCGGUUAUGGCUUUCCCUUCACACAACGGAAGCCGCGGAGAGAGCGACACAUAAUCCCCUCAGCCAAUUGGUAUUUGACGUGUUGCCCACUCGCCCGACAAAUGCUCGAACUGUUGGCUCCAGAGAAUUCUGAAUCGCUUCGAGGACAAGAACCCUCGCCCUUCGCCUUCGGCUUCGAUCCUUCUCCUCAUCUCUCUCUCUCUCUCUCUCUGGAGAAUCUGUGUUUGGUUUCUUCCAUUUCGAUCUGAUUUGGUUUUGUUUUCGCCCAAUGCAACGAUUCGUUGACAACGUCCUCGCUGUCACCAAAGAGUCAGUGAAAACAGUUACUUAUGAAUCUUUGAACAAUAUUGUGAGGCUGAUAAAUGGAAUUUCAGCCCUUCUAUUAGCCAUUUUACCUGGGAAGACUUCUAUUCUUGAAGGUGUUCAUGGCUGGGAACUUAGGCCAACAUUUCGUGGACCACGAUUUCCUCAAUGGAUGGAAAAUGGUGUUUCAUCUUUCAAUCAGUUCAUCCAUGAACUUUCUGUGGAUUCUGAUACAUCAUCAAGUCUCGAUUACUCAUCUGGAGAAGAUAGUGAUGGAAAUACACAUCCCGCAUCUCCAUUGUCCCACAGUUCCAGGGUCUCCAGGGCAAACAGCUUCACUAAGCCUGACAGGCGUAGGACACACUGGAUUGGAUGGAUGUUUUCAUGGAUACUUGUUCCUAUUAAUUUUCUAUUGGGUAUUCCAUUAUAUCUCUACCGUUCAUCUUUCUGUAGACAGUCAAGAGUUCCUACUAAUGCUGAAAGUUUCCAGCCAUCUAUUUUGAGGUCUCCUAGGAGAAGUCAUGGCCUCAAGGACCAUUUCAUUCAACGCACCACUGACAGGAGACGUGGAGUAAUAGAGGACCUCCAUCUAGCAAUUGAAAUUUCUAUAGAAGCAAUAUUUGAUAUUGUUCACAAGGCAGCACAUGGCGUUCUCUCACCAUCAAAAUUAUUCAGAGCAUUAUUUGGAUGGUUUUCUUCUCAUGGCAGUGGCAAUGAACAUACUGCUGCCAGUGAUCUGGAUGGCACCGUCUUAACUGCCACUCUCGGAGAUGAUAAUCCAUCCCUUACUGAAAGGAAAACCACUUUUCAUCAGGCUUUGAAUACAGAUGCUCGAACGUGUCAAGAUGUCAUAACACAGUUUGGGUACCCAUAUGAAGCUAUUCGUGUAGUAACUGCUGAUGGUUAUGUUCUCCUGUUGGAAAGGAUUCCAAGACGUGAUUCAAGGAAAGUCGUUUAUCUCCAGCAUGGAAUAUUGGAUUCAUCAAUGGGUUGGGUAUCUAAUGGAGUCGUUGGUUCUCCAGCCUUUGCCGCUUUUGAUCAAGGUUAUGAUGUAUUUCUUGGGAACCUUCGCGGUUUAGUUUCCAGGGAGCAUAUUGACAAGAGUAUUUCUUCACGGCAGUAUUGGCAUUACUCUAUCAAUGAGCAUGGGACUGAGGAUAUACCUGCAAUGAUUGAGAAAAUUCAUGAAGUAAAAAUGAAUGAAUUGAAAUCAGGGCAGCCUGUUCUGGAGGAAGAGACCACUGGUGAUCAGCCAUAUAAGCUUUGUGCAAUUUGCCACAGUUUGGGAGGAGCUGCUAUUUUGAUGUAUGUUGUUACACGCCGGAUUGAAGAAAAAGCCCAUAGACUUUCAAGGUUGAUCCUACUAUCACCUGCUGGCUUCCAUGAUGAUUCCACCUUUGUUUUCACAUUGAUGGAGAACCUAUUCCUUUUGAUGGCUCCUAUACUGGCAACUUUUGUGCCUGCCUUCUAUAUACCUACAAGAUUUUUCCGUAUGCUGCUAAACAAGCUGGCGCGGGACUUCCAUAACUACCCUGCGGUUGGAGGGCUUGUCCAGACCCUAAUGAGUUAUGUAGUCGGUGGAGACAGCUCAAACUGGGUUGGGGUUUUAGGACUACCACAUUAUAAUAUGAAUGACAUGCCAGGAGUUUCAUUUCUUGUGGCUCAUCACCUGGCACAAAUGAAGCGAGCAGGAAAAUUUGUGAUGUUUGACUAUGGGAGUGCAGCUUCCAACAUGGAAGCGUAUGGUUCUCCCGAACCAUUAGACUUGGGAGAAUACUAUGGGUUUAUCGAUAUCCCAGUUGAUCUUGUUGCUGGCCGCAAGGACAAGGUCAUCCGCCCCUCCAUGGUAAGAAAACACUAUAAACUGAUGAAAGAAUCAGGCGUGGAGGUAUCAUACAAUGAGUUUGAGUAUGCUCAUUUGGACUUCACAUUCUCACAUCGAGAAGAACUUUUAGCCUAUGUAAUGUCUCGCUUAAGACUCGUGGAGCCUGCUCGAAAGCAGCAAUCCGGACAAAAGGCGAGGUCAAAGAAGAAAGAUACAGAGGUAACUGAGUGAGUGAUGGAGAAAGCAGCAAAAAUCUGAUCACUUUCUUUUUUUGUUACUGGUGCUUCAGAGAUUUGCAUGCUCAACUUUUGUUUUUCACUGGUGUUGUAGAUGAGUUUCAGUGUAAUUUAUGAUAGAGAAACUGUACAUGCUAUGGUCAUCUUCUCCUCGGUCUUUAAAGGAAGCAAAAUGCUCUGUUAGUUUCCCCAUGUACUGGGAGUGGAGGAAAUUGUAUAUGUAAUGAAAGAUUUAGCUGCUGUAAUCAAUUUGUCAUUUGUA